UGGGGUCGUUUGUGAACUUGUAUCCUUGAUAUACCCCCACAGGAGUGUCAAACAUCUUAUCUUUGAUAUUAUAUGAAUACAUUGCUGCACCAUGAGUGAGGAAAGCUGGGGGCAUCGCGGCGGUCUGUCCUUCUUGGUCCAGAUCGGGUUUUCUCGAGAACAGGUCCAUGUUGCAUCGGGACCGUUGACAAUUCCAUUAUUACGGGAGAUAGCUGCCUCUGUCAUCGCUAAAAAGUACCCAGAUGCAGGACUGUACAAUGUUGUUGAUAAAAUCAUGUUAUUUCGCCACGAUGUCGGCAGUAGCAAUGUACUACAAAUGGUUACUAUGCCAAGCGAUGUAACGGAAGGAUGUUUGAUUGAGGUGGUGCUUUCAGCUUCAGCCAGUCUAGAAGACUCGCAUAUCAGACCUCAUUCGUUAUUUGUACAUUCCUACAAGUCUCCUACUUUUUGUGAUUUUUGUGGAGAAAUGCUUUUUGGCAUUGUUAGGCAAGGUUUGAAAUGUGAUGGCUGUGGCGGUAACUACCAUAAAAGAUGUGCCUACAAGAUUCCUAAUAAUUGUAGUCUUGCAAGAAGACACAGAUCGUCAUUUACCUCAAGUACAUUGCCAUGGCAAACAGACAGCAGUCAUGUCAUUGAAGAGAAUCACAUCAAGUCUGACGCACUAUCACGUGACAAACGAUCCACCUCGUGGAGCGGCCGACCCAUUUGGGUUGAAAAAGCUGUCGCUGGCAGAAUCAAAGUACCACAUACAUUUGCAAUUCAUUCGUAUACCAAGCCGACUGUUUGUAUGAGUUGUAAGAAGCUUUUACGUGGUUUGUUCCGACAGGGUUACCAAUGUAAAGAUUGCAAGUUUAAUUGUCAUAAAAAAUGUGCCGAUAAAGUUCCUAAAGAUUGCUUAGGAGAAGACCCCUUGAGAGAAACCGAUCCAAUUGCAGAAAAUGUACCAGAGAACAAUGGUGGUUUGGACGAGAGCGAUGAAAAUGAAAACGAAGAAGAAAAUGAUGUACUACCACGGAGCACUAACCUGGAUCCGGAAACACUUCCAGAAGAUGACCAGGAAUUACAAAAAGUUUUAAGUCCCACCACCAGUAAUCAAAUACCCUUGAUGCGUAUCGUUCAGUCUGUGAAACACACAAAAAGACGGGGUUCACAAGUGAUGAAAGAAAGUUGGCUGGUACAUUACACUAACAAAGACAGCAUGCGUAGACGACACUAUUGGAGGCUUGACACAAAAUGUGUGACAUUAUUUCAAAGCGACCAAGGCACAAAAUAUUACAAGGAAAUUCCACUCUCGGAAAUACUAUCGCUGGAAACCGCAUCAGGCGACGUACAAGUACCAGAUUCAAUGGCACCAUAUUGCUUUACGCUAUUCACAGCCAAACUUAUCUAUUACGUUGGAGAGAAAGUUGUACACAAACAAUCUGAGGAGUCUGAGGAGAAUGAGAUGCCUGAAAAAGGUGUUGGUAUGCAUCUUGCUAAAGGAUGGGAGAAAGCGAUUCGCGCUGCUUUGAUGCCUGUCACACCCCAGCCUAGCGAAGCAAGUGCUACAACUCCAGCGCUUCAUGGUUCUGGCAGCGGGCAUGGACAUAAAGUGAUUAUCCGGUUGUCAACAGGUGCCGAAAUGAGGGCUGCUGAAGUGGACAAGGCCCAGCAGGCUGCAGCUGAGAAAUGCGAGUUUAUUAAACAUGAGGACAUCAGCCAGCAUUAUCAGAUAUUUCCAGAUGAGAUAUUAGGUUCUGGACAGUUUGGUAUUGUGUAUGGAGGUGUUCAUCGGAAGUCAGGCAGGCAAGUGGCCAUAAAAGUGAUAGAUAAAUUACGUUUUCCGACUAAACAAGAGACACAGCUAAAAAAUGAAGUAUCCAUUCUUCAAAGCAUCCGCCAUCCGGGAGUGGUGAAUAUGGAGAAGAUGUUUGAUCCUCCCGAGAGAGUAUUUGUUGUGAUGGAGAAACUUCGGGGAGACAUGCUGGAGAUGAUACUAUCAAGUCAGCGAGGUCGGCUCUCGGAGCGAGUGACCAAAUUUCUAAUUCAUCAAAUUCUUAUAGCACUGAAGUAUCUACAUAGUAAAAAUAUUGUUCACUGUGACCUGAAACCAGAGAACGUACUACUAUCAUCAGAUUCUGAUUUCCCGCAAGUUAAAUUGUGUGACUUUGGUUUUGCAAGAAUCAUUGGUGACAAGUCGUUUCGUCGUUCAGUUGUUGGUACCCCAGCAUAUUUAGCACCCGAGGUAUUGCGUAGUAAAGGGUACAAUAGAUCGUUAGACAUGUGGUCUGUAGGCGUCAUCAUUUACGUAAGCUUGAGUGGCACAUUCCCUUUUAAUGAAGAUGAAGAAAUAACCGAUCAGAUCCAGAACGCUGCGUUCAUGUAUCCUCCCAAUCCAUGGAAGGAAGUAUCAUCACAAGCUGUAGACGUGAUAAAUAACCUACUACAGGUAAAAUUAAGGAAAAGGUUUACUGCGGACAAGUCUUUGGCACAUGUAUGGCUGCAGGAUUAUCAAUUGUGGCUCGAUUUAAGAGAGCUUGAAAAGCAGGUUGGUGAGCGGUAUUUGACACACGAAAGUGAUGACGCUAGAUGGGAGGGCUACAGACGUGAUCAGGCAGACGGAAAAAAGAACAACAGUCCCAUGCAAAGAGUCGGCAUGCAAAGAUACAAAGAUAGACUUAGUACUUUGUGAGAAAAUUGUAGUCUUUAAAUAGCAAUAUUUGUUGUACUAAACUCUAUAAGGGAAUGCCGGCGCCGGGACAUGGAUGCCAGUGAUGGUAAUGCAGUGGACUUGCAUUGGUAUAGGAAUAGAGAAUGUCAUUAUGUGGUCAACUCAGGUUAGGUAUUAAUGAUAACGAAAAAAGGGAACAUCCCCCUCCCCUUCUGUACCAAAGGUUAUGCAAUGUUCUAUCACACCAGCUUUCUUGUCUGUUCUUUUUCACCUUCUGAAAACCUGAGAAGAUAUAAAAAGCGACUAUCACUGCCAAACCAGGGAGCCGAAUUUUUUUUAGCCUGUAUUUUUUAUCACAUCUCUUAGUGGUCUGUUUUUAAUACUUAGUUUUUUUUAUUAUGUACAUAACCUGCAUGUACAUCUCUCCAAGUGUGAAGUCAGACAAGGCGAUUCAUCAGCUGAUUUGUAGUUUUAGCUUUUGCAUAACAUUCAUAUCUCCACACAAUGUGAUAGAUAGAAAAUCCAUAUUUCCUCUGUUAUGACACAAGUCUUGGCAGUGCAAAAUACCAUAUCAUUCAUAUGUAACGUCAUUGUACGUGGUGUUUAAUAUGUAAAGUGCUCAAGUUCCAACAACUAUAGUCACAGAAACAUAGCCCAUACUCGGGCUAGUAAUUUAGUUUCAGAAUUUUAGGUUUGAUUUUAAAAUUUCUGUUUGAGCUGCAGUAAAAAUAAUAAACAAAUUAA
Messenger RNA from Saccoglossus kowalevskii, 3394 nucleotides. RefSeq names its product serine/threonine-protein kinase D3. Gene Ontology annotation, cellular component: cytosol. Gene Ontology annotation, molecular function: protein serine/threonine kinase activity; ATP binding. Lineage: Eukaryota; Metazoa; Hemichordata; Enteropneusta; Harrimaniidae. The record is from RefSeq and is a predicted model, not a curated record. Gene Ontology annotation, biological process: phospholipase C-activating G protein-coupled receptor signaling pathway; protein phosphorylation; intracellular signal transduction.